CAACUGUUGCGCCUGCUGCAACUCCUCCUCUUUCCGCUGCAUGCACGACAUGUUGGGAUCGUUCUAGCCGGGGAUCCUACCACCACCAGGCUCAGCAGCAUCGGCUAGCUGUCUUUGCUCCCCUCCCCUGUCAUGCUAGCGACCUGUUCCCCGAUUCCUCCGUCAUCCUUUCUCUCUUCCCGGUCACCUACCCUGCCUGGCUUACGCCGUACGCUUUGUCGCAAUGGCCUUCUAUGACGAUUCUGGGAAUGACUCCCAGUCAUUUGGCAGACCCCAAAAAUCUUACGAUGGUGGAGUUGUGGGCCCGCGACGACCAAGACUUGUCACCGAUUAUGGCUCGUCGAUGGUACAAUGGAUACGCACUCGGAAGCCCCGGUACAAGGGAGGCCAUUCGGUCGAGGUGGAAAGGCCUAGUCCCAGCUACAUAGUCGAUGUCCUACCCCCACUUGCUCGAAUUCACUCUCCAGCGGAUACCAUCCCCGUCCGGCAUUUACAUCAGUCGAUUGGAAAGUCGAAGAAGCCGAUCACCGUCGUAAGAUGGACGCCGGAGGGAAGACGCCUAUUGACGGGUGGGCAUACGGGAGAAUUCAUGCUGUGGAACGGAACCGCUUUCAACUUUGAAACGGUCAUGGAUGCACAUUACGACCAGCUGCAAGCCGGAGUAACCUCGCUAUCGUGGGCUCACAGCCAGGACUGGUUGAUAUCCGGAGGGCAGAAGGGUGAUAUUAAGUAUUGGCGGCCCAACUUUAACAACGUCGAGACAAUCGACGAUGCGCAUCAUGAUGCUGUUCGCGAUCUGGCAUGGUCCCCCAGUGACACCAAGUUCCUUUCGGCAUCCGACGAUACGACCCUGAAGAUCUUCGACUUCACAGCCAGAACCUGCGAUACCGUUCUCAGCGGCCACAACUGGGACGUCAAAUCCUGUGACUGGCAUCCCACCAAAGGCCUUCUCGUCUCUGGAUCAAAGGACCAUCAGGUCAAGUUCUGGGACCCUCGCACAACUAGGUGCUUGACCACACUUCAUAGCCACAAGAAUACCGUCACGGCAACGCGCUUCUCUCGCGUGAACAGCAACCUCCUAGCGACGUCAUCUCGCGACCAAACGGCGAGGGUAUUCGACCUGCGGAUGAUGCGGGAUAUUUGCAUCCUCCGAGGUCACGAGAAGCCCGUGUCGUCUCUUACGUGGCACCCUGUCCACAGUUCACUCAUAUCGACUGGUAGUGAGGAUGGGUCGCUGUACCAUUAUCUACUCGACGAACCGAACUUGCCCUCUGGACAGAUUCCUACAAUCGCACCAUACGAUAGCCCGGACCCGGCUAACACCCCGGCGCAGGUAAUUUACCCCGCUCACAAGAUUCAAUACGCACACGGGGCCACGAUCUGGUCUCUUGACUGGCAUCCUCUCGGUCAUAUUCUUGCAUCCGGAUCCAAAGACAACUUCACACGGUUCUGGUCCCGGACUAGACCCGGGGAGACUAGUUACAUGAAAGAUAGGUUCCAUAUUGGCGAGGAAGCGGCGGAGGCGCAAGGGACAUGGAGUCGGGGCUUUGGAAGACGGCAAAUGCGCGAAGAGGAAGAACAGGAGCUUCAGGACGAGGCCGACAGCUUGAUCGACCAGAAAAGCCAUCCCGGACCUGGUCUUCCUGGCAUCCAGUUCGCACAGCCUGGCGGUCCGGCCCAACAGGACGGGAUGGGUUCCUUAUUGCCAGGAAUUGGCGCUCCUCAGCCUCCGCCGCAACCUGCAUUUCCCGCCUCGAUGCCUCAGAUGGACCCCGGCCGCCUGGCAGCCCUCUUGUCCACUCAGCCGCCCCCUCAGCCGAACCAUUUCCCUCCUCCAGCCGGGUUGCCCGGGUUUCCCAUGCACCCUGGUAUGUCAGGGACCCCGCCAGUGAACGUCGAUCUGGCGGAGCUACAGAAGCAGCUUCUUUCUCAGGGGAUCUCUCUACCCCAAACCUUUCCCCCACAAAAUUUCCCUGGCAUGUCUGGGGGUCUUCCCGGCUUGCAGGGGAGUGGUACACCCGACUAUGGGUAUGGAAGAUAAGCCCACCAGCAGUCUCUUAACGCUUUUAUCUGGUUGAACUGGGAAUUGGCGUAAUGGCAGGUAGCGCACUCGGGGUUUGGCAUGGGAUUGACACUUUUUCAAAAACACCACAUAUUUUCGAAUGUAUUAUAGUCGGUCUCGAAGCGGAAGUGCACGUAAUCAGACGAUGAUGAUAUGCCAUCGGUUGCUCAUUGAGAGAGGGAUGUUUGACAUGGAGUGCGAUCAUGACGGAGCAUGCUUUGCCUUGGGUUGCCUUUGUUCACAGUCCGCCUUGCAUUGGAAAGCUAGACAAAAUGAGGACCAACACAU
Molecule: messenger RNA, 2350 nt
Organism: Aspergillus heteromorphus CBS 117.55
Lineage: Eukaryota; Fungi; Ascomycota; Eurotiomycetes; Eurotiales; Aspergillaceae
Product: WD40 repeat domain-containing protein
Exons: 4
Coding region: 224-2041 (605 amino acids)
Cellular component (GO): mRNA cleavage and polyadenylation specificity factor complex
Molecular function (GO): protein binding
Source: RefSeq, a predicted model, not a curated record